Molecule: messenger RNA, 3223 nt
Organism: Oncorhynchus kisutch (coho salmon)
Lineage: Eukaryota; Metazoa; Chordata; Actinopteri; Salmoniformes; Salmonidae
Product: nuclear receptor-binding factor 2-like
Exons: 4
Coding region: 377-1141 (254 amino acids)
Biological process (GO): autophagy
Source: RefSeq, a predicted model, not a curated record
UCUAGAAUGGAUACAGCUAUUGUCAACAUGUACUUUUUGUAGCAGAUUUAGAAUAAUUUAUUACGCAGUUUAGGAUAACUAACGCAUCAGAUUAGGAUUAUUAGGUUAAGGCUAGGAAAAGAGGAAGGUUUAGCUGAUAUUCAAAACAUGUCAAUAAUAUACUUUUAUCGACAAUUUGACAAAAGCUGUAUCCCAUCUAGGCAUGACCUUGUUUAGCUGGCUAUCUAGCUAUUUGUCCUGUAUUUUUAAACGUUUUCUAAUUUUAGCAGCCCGGUUUAUUAACUCGAAUAUUUGGUCUCGGGAAUAAAACAGUAGCACCGAUGACCGACUGCGAGGGACUUCAAGACGUUUCAUGUAGUUUUUACUCCUGAAGAAUAUGGAGGUAGUGGACAGUCCUCUUAACCUCGCCCAUCAGCAGUCCAGGAAGGCAGACCGCUUGUUGGCAGCUGGUAAAUAUGAAGAAGCUAUUUCCUGCCAUGGGAAAGCUGCAGAGCUGCUGAGGGAAGCCAUGAAGUUAACAGAAUGUGAACAGGCUGGCUUGUCCAUGGCGCUCCAGAGAGACAGCCACGUGAAGCAGCAGCGGCUUAUUGAGGAGAAGUGGAAGAGGACCAGACAGGAGGGCAAUCCCAUGGUCCUCCUGAGCCACCCCUCUACCGACCAGCCCCCCGGCCUCGUGACCAACGAGCCCCCCCGCCACCCAGAGAGGGAGUACGACACCUGGCUGUACCUCCUGAAGAACAAGGGCUCCCCCCCUCCCCCCACACCCUGCCCCGGCAGCAAGGCCCACAAGGAUGAUAAGACCCGUCUGGAGGAGCAGCAGACCACCAUCGCCAGCCUGCGGCGCCACAUAGACAUUCUGCUGGGAGAGAACGAGAAACUGACCCAGGACAACAAGCGCCUGCGAGGGGAGAACAUCCGGCUGAAGAGGGAUGCAGCGGACACAGACUUACUGGAGAAAUCAGAGCUGUGGGUUCUUCCCCAGUCAGAGGAGAGGAGGAACAAGGACAUCUCCAUACCUAACCUGCCCCCUCUGGAGAUGCCCACCCAGGACAUCUCUCUGGACGACCUGCCUGCCCUGGAGCUCCCCGAGGACAUCCAGCACGAACUGCAGGCGCUGCUGGACAGAGACAACAAGCUGUGAGGAGACAGGCGGACAGACAGCCCAGUACUAACUAACUAAAGGAAGCCUCUCUACAGAGAGACUGUCCAGACUGGACUGGAAGAAAGCUGGCAAAUCUCAAUAAGUGUUUGAUUGGUUGGUGACCUCAGGCACUAGAUAGCAACCACAAAUGGUCACCGUGACAAGUUGGUAAAGGUCAUUUCUCCUAGUUCUGUCUGUCUCCUCAGUGUCUCUACUAGUGGGUACUACAUCUCGUUCACAUACACACACAAAACAAACUCUUUGCAGAAAUUGUGCCUUUGAAAAUGUCUGAAAUGAAGUCAAAAGGGAGGUGACCAUCAUCAGUGAUCUCCCUGCUUUGAUAACAGGCCUCUAUAUCUGGAGGCCCUGAUUGGUCGACUGGGACGACCUGCUAACCCUCUGAUACCCACCAGGGGCGACCUACUGACCCUCUGAUACCCACCAGGGACGACCUACUGACCCUCUGAUACCCACCAGGGACGACCUACUGACCCUCGGAUACCCACCAGGGACGACCUACUGACCCUCGGAUACCCACCAGGGACGACCUACUGACCCUCCGAUACCCACCAGGGACGACCUACUGACCCUCCGAUACCCACCAGGGACGACCUACUGACCCUCCGAUGCCCACCAGGGACGACCUACUGACCCUCCGAUACCCACCAGGGACGACCUACUGACCCUCCGAUACCCACCAGGGACGACCUACUGACCCUCCGAUACCCACCAGGGACGACCUACUGACCCUCCGAUACCCACCAGGGACGACCUACUGACCCUCCGAUACCCACCAGGGACGACCUACUGACCCUCCGAUACCCACCAGGGACGACCUACUGACCCUCCGAUACCCACCAGGGACGACCUACUGACCCUCCGAUACCCACCAGGGACGACCUACUGACCCUCCGAUACCCACCAGGGACGACCUACUGACCCUCCGAUACCCACCAGGGACGACCUACUGACCCUCCGAUACCCACCAGGGACGACCUACUGACCCUCCGAUACCCACCAGGGACGACCUACUGACCCUCCGAUACCCACCAGGGACGACCUACUGACCCUCCGAUACCCACCAGGGACGACCUACUGACCCUCCGAUACCCACCAGGGACGACCUACUGACCCUCCGGUACCCACCAGGGAUGACCUACUGACCCUCCGGUACCCACCAGGGACGACCUACUGACCCUCCGGUACCCACCAGGGACGACCUACUGACCCUCCGAUACCCACCAGGGACGACCUACUGACCCUCCGAUACCCACCAGGGACGACCUACUGACCCUCCGAUACCCACCAGGGACGACCUACUGACCCUCUGGUACCCACCAGGGAUGACCUACUGACCCUCCGGUACCCACCAGGGACGACCUACUGACCCUCCGAUACCCACCAGGGACGACCUACUGACCCUCCGAUACCCACCAGGGACGACCUACUGACCCUCCGAUACCCACCAGGGACGACCUACUGACCCUCCGAUACCCACCAGGGACGACCUACUGACCCUCUGAUACCCACCAGGGACGACCGACUGACCCUCUGUUACCCACCAGGGAUGACCGACUGACCCUCUGAUACCCACCAGGGAUGACCUACUGACCCUCUGGUACCCACCAGGGAUGACAUGAUGACAGCCGCUGCAGUGGAGCCUCUUUGGAGCCUGAUCUACAUCCAUAGUGUGUGAGUGUUGAUGUGUUGUUGUGUUGAGCCCCACCAGCUGUCUGCCAGAUGUCUGGUGGGGAGAGUAAGGCUGCAGAAUACCAAGAACCUUUAAAUGAAAACCUGGUUGGAUGCUUCCGGAUUCUCUGCUUAUUCCAAACCAGGAUUUCUGUAAAACUAGAUCAGUUAUUGAAGGUUCCUGGAAUUCUGCAGCCCUAGUAGAGAAGAGUAUCACUGAGUGAAACUGCAGUUUAAAUCCUCUCACCUUUCCUUCAUCCUCAUCAUUUUUUACCAACAACCUGUGAAGGAGUUUAGAUGUUAAAGCUGAAUGGUGUUUGUCUUUCAGCCCUUCAAUGCAACGUUUGUUUCUUUGGCAUUUUAAAUGUUUCUUAAUAAAUGAAAACAAGCGUA